Molecule: messenger RNA, 1581 nt
Organism: Didymodactylos carnosus
Lineage: Eukaryota; Metazoa; Rotifera; Eurotatoria; Philodinida; Philodinidae
Source: the annotation of a GenBank genome assembly
AUGGCACACUACCAGGUUUUAUCUGUUCCGUACAAAGAGACCACAGAAAACAUUAAUGCAUUAUUCAGAGCUAUAAAUGAAUCAAAUUAUCUCCUAAUCAAAGAAUUAUUAAGCGGAAAAAAAGUAUCAUCGAGCACUGUCGAUUACACCGAUCGUACUCGUCCGAAUACAUUGAUUGUCUGCUGUAAAAGAGCCGAUUUUAAACUAUUAAAACUUUUGUUAAAAUAUGAUAAAAUUGAUCCCUUAUAUGAAGAUCCCAAUAAACAUCGAGCAUUAUUCUAUGCCAUUCAAUCAAAAUUUGAACUAGGAGUCGAAGAACUAUUAAAACAAAACAUAUUUGAUCCUAAUCUGCAUGAUUCGGGUACAAGUUUCACGCCGUUAUUACAAGCGAUCAAUGUACAAAAUUCCAAGAUUGUGGAAGAUCUACUUAAAUAUGGAGCCGAUGCCAAUUUACCACCACUGAACCCUCGUCACAAAGGUCUAACACCAUUGAUUUUAGCUAUUAUCAACGGUACAGACGAAAUUAGUCAAUGUUUAGUCAAUUCAUUGUGCAAUUUAAACGCAUUUGUAGAAGAUGGUUAUACGGCGUUGCAUUAUAGUGUUUUGAUGAGUCGCCAUGUUACAACGAAAAUACUACUCGAUACAGGAGCUAAGGCCAAUGUUCGAACUCUGAGCGGUAUUACACCAAUGACUCUGGCAAUACUUAGCGACGAUGCCUAUUCGGUAAAAAUUUUGAUUGAGCAUGGUUAUGCAAUAAAGAAAGCUUAUUCUUGGAAUGAAUAUCCGUUCGAACAAGCGAUUAAAGUUCACAGUGAAGGCUGUGCAAUGAUGAUUGCUUCUUUAGGAUGUGAAUUAACUGUAACCGCAAUGAAUCGCUCUUCAAACCCUCUAACACUGGCAGCAGAAGAAGGUCUGGUAAAUUUAAUGCAUUUAUUGAUCAAUAUGUAUCCUCGAAUGAUAAAUCAACAUUGGAUUCGAAAACGACAAUAUCCAUAUGCACUAAUGAGACUAAAAGAAACACAACAAGAUUUACAUCGUCUAUACACAAAUCCAUUUAAAUUAAAACAAUUAUCACGUGCACUAAUCACUCAAACAAUCGGGAAAUUUUUUCCUGAAAAAAUUGUCGAAUUAAAAAAGUACGUUGAUUUAAAAGAACAUCAUCUAACCUAUUUACGUUAUAAUGAUGUACUCGACCCUGUUAAACAUUUCCGUCCAGUAGGAAAAAAAUUAUCAACAUUUGAAGUAAAUGGAAUUGAAUUUUAUUGGGAUCAAAAGACGCUACGAUACAGAACAAGUAACACUAAUGGAGCAUAUCACCAGCCUCAUGAUCAACAAGGAUCAAAAAGUGCUGUUGUACAAUUAAAACGACCAAUCACAAAUCGAUCUUCCAGUAGGGAUGAUUUAUCCAGUGAUGGUGGUUCAAAGAAGAGUGUAAAAAUAACAACAUCAAUAACAGGAAAACCAACGAACAAUAAACAAUCAAAUAAGGAUUUAAAUAAGGAUAGAUCAGAUGCAUUACUAUUGCGACAAAAAGUAAAAUCAGCGCACAAUGCAGGACGAGGUAUUCGAUCGAAAAGAUAA